AUGGUUAGGAUCAGAGGAUUAGGUCGUGCCUUAGGUCACGUUAUUGGCAAAGGAGAUCGUGAUGAUUUCGAUUAUGUUGCGCAGCGUCGACGGCCUACCGCAUUUGCACGGAGGCAGCAAGUACCUAUGACUGUGGCGCAUGAUGAGUCAGUACUCCCUGCGCCAGAUGUAGAGGCUGACGUAUUUCCGGAUGACCCGAUGGCACCAGCUGAUGUAGAGGACACUGGGGCAGACAUUCCUGCAGACACAGGCGCCCAGGCCGCUGAGGAUGAGCAUGAGGGAUUUCCGGGUGGUCCAAGCGACCCAUCCAUGCUGACCCAGUAUACGGAUCAUGUUGCUUGCAGCGAGCGUCCUGAGUUGAAGUUAUCCUCUCACGGGAGGAAGGUACAUAGUUUAGGCAAGCCUGCCCCUGCCAUUGAGGGACUAGUUGUUGGGACAGGACUAAGUCCUCUGAGACUUUUGUCCUCGUUUGUCGAGCGGUGGCACCGGGAGACGUCUAGUUUCCAUCUCCCUGUGGGAGAGGUGACAAUCACGCUGGAAAACGUCUUGUCGCUUUUGCAUCUGCCCGUGGUUGGCAACUUGCAUGCCUUUCAGCCCUUGCACGUGGAUGAUGCGGUUCAAAUGUUGGUGGACUUAUUGAUGGUCUCUACAGAGGCUGUCAGGGCUGAGACAGGGCAGUGUCGUGGACCGUACGUACGCUUGCAAUGGAGUGCAACUAAUGUUCAUGUUGUGUAUUUGAAGGCCCUUUGUGACCUCAGUCAGACUGGGAGGUACGCUUGGGGAGUAGCUGCGCUGUGUUGGAUAUACGAGCACUUUCCCUCAGUCGCAGAGUCCACUGCUGAUCAGGACUACGACGAGGAUUCACCGCGUGCCUGUAGCGGUGGGGGGCUCGUUGCUGUGUAUUAUCGACCAGAGAGGGUCAUGCGACAGUUUGGAUACACCCAGACCAUUCCUGCUCCGCCUGUCGAUUCAUGGGUGUCGUACGAUGAUAUACACAACAGGUGGAUGCAUUAUUUGGAUCAUAUGGUUCCAGGAGGUGAGGUAUGCGUUGUGCCAGAUGGUCAUGCUCCGCAGCCCCAAGUCAUCCCUCAGGCCCCAGAGACAGAUAUCCCUCACGUGCCAGAGCCAAGAGCACCAUCGACAUCUGCGAGGCCCGCUGUAGAGGAGCCUAGACAUGUAGUGGAGGUUUGCUAUGGGAUUGUUGAGAGGUUGGAGUGCCAUCUGAGCCUAGGGGUGGUCACGCCAGGCUCAUCGACACAUGAGGUGAUCGAAGAAUUCCUCUGGAUGGCCAGGAGUGUCACACAGGAUCAGGCGUAG
This is a messenger RNA of Glycine soja, 1317 nucleotides long. RefSeq lists its product as uncharacterized. Lineage: Eukaryota; Viridiplantae; Streptophyta; Magnoliopsida; Fabales; Fabaceae. The coding region runs from base 1 to 1317 and encodes 438 amino acids. The record is from RefSeq and is a predicted model, not a curated record. The transcript has 7 exons. Gene Ontology annotation, biological process: meristem maintenance; meristem development.